AUGACUCUCGCUGUCGACCUUCUCAACCCCUCCGCUGAGGCCCAGGCCCGCACCCACAAGCUCAAGAAGAUUGUGCCCCAGCCCAACUCGUUCUUCAUGGACGUCAAGUGCCCCGGCUGCUUCCAGAUCACCACCGUUUUCUCCCACGCCUCGACUGUCGUCCAGUGCGGCUCGUGCGCCACCGUCCUCUGCCAGCCUUCGGGCGGCAAGGCCAAGCUCACUGAGGGCUGCUCGUUCCGCCGGAAGAACUAG
Molecule: messenger RNA, 252 nt
Organism: Cutaneotrichosporon cavernicola
Lineage: Eukaryota; Fungi; Basidiomycota; Tremellomycetes; Trichosporonales; Trichosporonaceae
Gene: rps27
Exons: 3
Coding region: 1-252 (83 amino acids)
Biological process (GO): translation; ribosomal small subunit assembly
Cellular component (GO): cytosolic small ribosomal subunit; ribosome
Molecular function (GO): structural constituent of ribosome; RNA binding
Source: RefSeq, a predicted model, not a curated record